CACCGGUUUCAAAGCAAGAUGCAAUAUCCGUGGACUCGCUGCUGCUAGGUGAUUGGCAAGUUGGCGCAGUAAAUCAAUCUUGGAACUGUGCGAUUCACUAAAGCAACCAAUUUCAAAACAAGAAUCCAUGACAGAUUUCCAGAUAAGCAUGAACAGCUUUGAGGAAGGAAAUUGAAGACAAAAUAUGACACAGAAGAAAGAAAGUCAUAAGGAUUUGAAACAACAUGAGGGCAAAAUUACACAAGUCCACUGGUCAGGUGGAGUGAUACAAGGUCCCAGGGCUGUAUUUUGGACCACUAAUGUGUUUUAUCAUAUGUUUAUCAAAUUAGAAGCGUGUUGACAGUGUUUCCUUGUAAACAUUUGUUUAUCCAGUGCUUGUUUCCCCUCCAGCCAGCCACUUGGGGUGUUGUUGAAGACAUGGCGUGAUAGGUUGAGAUGGAGGUGAGGAAACGAUUGACUGAAGGGUGAUUUCCUUGACAAGGGGUCCUCAGGGUGUGGUGCUCAUCACACUGAUCGAAAAGAGCGAUGCAGUUAAGAACAAGAGCAACUUGACACACACAUGUACAACACUGGGGAAUUCCUCAAUAAGAGCUGGUGAAGUUUACACUCCUCACUCACUGACAUGUACGGCAAAGCAGAGAGACCUCAGCCGGACACUGUUCAAGCAGGAAGUUCUUCACAGUCAUGGAGUUUUGACAGACUCUCUUGAGGAAAAGAAGUUUGGAUAAUGCAAAAUGCACUGGCAUUGUAUUUUACACAGUUUGAUCAUACAUAAAUAAAACAGGACAUCAGAGGACAGCAGCAUCUUCUGGAGUGAGUAAGAUGCCAGUUUAAUAAGGAGUGCUGUUGGACAUCAUCUCAUCCUCACAGUGAUUUGUUGUGUUUUGAACUCUGUGAGGCGUGUGGAUGUAAGGAUGGUCUCUGGGCUUUGAGAAUCAGUUUGUUUCAGUGGCUGUGUGUGAAUGGAGCUGAGAGAGUGGAGACCCUGAUGUCGGAGCUGCUGCUGCUGGCCUGUGUGCUCCUCUCCUGGAUCAUCACCUGCCAGUCUGGACCAUGGAGACCUUGCACAGAUCUGUUACCACUGGACCUCCUGUCCCGGGUGCUGCCUGUGUCCAGCAGGGCGCAGGAUGGGAUACGUAUGGUCCAGUCCAGAGGUGCUCGUGGAUUUCAGUUUUCUGGAUCUCCACAGCUGUUCAGCUUCCCUGCAUCUCAGCUCUUCAUUAACUGCAACUUCUUUCCUGCCGAAUUCUCCAUCGUGGUCACACUGAAAAUCCCACAGAUGGCCCCUGAGAAGAAUGAAUACAUCUUCACACUGUUGGAGGAAAAUUCAGAUGAGCCGCUCCUCGGCCUACGUCUGUCCCAAAACAAGUUCCACUUCCUGCAGAAGGGUCACGGUAGCAGGAAACGAAUCACUUUUAAGGCAGUAGGGCUGGACGACAACCGCUGGCACACUGUGGUCUUGGCAGUGACGGGACGCUACACUAUUCUCACUGUGGACUGUGGCAUACCUCUAGAGCUAGUGCUUGAAAAACCUUUCCCAGAUAAUCUUGAUACAGCUGGUUCCAGGUUCUUCAUUGCCAGCAAAAGAAGAUGGAACGGCCUAUUUUCUGGUUUGUUGCGGCAGCUAGUUUUGUUACCUGGUUCAGACGCUACCUCGCAAAUUUGUCCCUCAUCUGAGCCCCGGCUGUCUGCUCUCUCAGUUCCCCAGGCCCUCUUACACCUCCCGAUCAAACCAUCAUCCACUGACCUUCCCCUCCACCCAUAUGAGGCAGAGGUUCGGGUGACUGCGGGUGUGAGUCCUCCCUGUGGACACUCAGAAGAGGGACAGCUGUGGUUCAACACACUGAAGAGAGGACUGUUUCUCUGUGACGGUAUUAUGUGGCUCACUAUGCUGCAAGUGAAAGAGAAGCUGGACUACGUGGAGGAUCACCAGGAUUUAUUUACCAACUCAGAGACAUUUGACAUUGAGGUUUUCCACAUCCCUUCCGUAGGACUUUUUAUGGCCACCGCGAACCGUGAUUCCAUCAUUGGUUCAGGAAUUUACAGAUGGACAGAUGGGAGGUUCGAACGAUAUCAAAACAUCAGCACCUAUGAUGCACAAGCAUUGCAAUACUUCACAGUGGGGAAAAAGAAGUUCCUGAUUGUUGCCAACUGCAGAAGUAAGGAUGCAGGGGACCAGGAGCAGUCUGUGAUAUUUAAAUGGAGCUCAAGGAAGCUGAAAUUUAUUCGCUAUCAGACUCUGAACACGCACAGCGCUCGUGACUGGGAGGCUUUCAACAUUCAAGACGAAACCUUUCUCGCCGUGGCCAAUCACAGGCAAGGGGAGAGAAACCAUAAUAUUGACAGUGUGAUCUACAAGUGGAACCCGGUUACAGAGUUUUUUGAAGUCAAUCAGACAAUCCCCACCACUGGUGCUUACGACUGGGAGUUUUUCACCAUCGGCCCAUAUUAUUUCCUUGUAGUCGCCAACACUUUCAAUGGAAGAUCUACAGUCAUUGAUUCUACAAUCUAUAUCUGGCUGGAAGGGAUGUUUCAGCCUUAUCAGUCCAUUACAACUUUUGGGGCGAUAGACUGGGAGAUGUUCCAGAUUGAAAACAGGGUCUUCCUGGCUGUGGCAAACAGCCAGAUGCUCACGGAGGAAGGCAAGAUUCUGUACUCCAUCAACUCCACCAUCUAUGAGCUCAGCAUGACAUCUCAGACCUUCAUCAAGUUUCAGGAUAUUGAAACGAACAGUGCUUUGGACUGGGAGUAUUUUACUGUGGGAGAUGACAAGUUCCUUGUGGUCGCCAACUCCUAUGAUGGAAGCUCAUACUCUCUUAAUAGUGUUAUAUACAGGUGGCAGGGUUAUGAGGGUUUCAUUCCGGUGCACAGACUGAGCACCAAUGGCUGCAGAGAUUGGGAAUUUUUUAACACAACCGAUGGCUCCUACCUCAUCUACUCCAGUGCCAGAGCUGCUCUCUCUAAAGUCCUUAAAUUAAGGACCAUCUAGUGGCACUGGACAUAUGAACUGUGUCUGCAGGGAGACUCGCUGACUGAAACAGCAACUUAAAUCAUGAACAUAAUUUAAUCCCUGAACCAGAUGUUCCUCAAUGCAAAUAUUAUCCGAAACUCCUAAAAACAAUUUAUCACAUGAUGACACUUUAACACAUGCACUUAAUGACAUACCUUGAAAGCAGCUGAAGGAUGAAUCUCACCACUGACAAUCACAGCGAGAUGUUCCCAACGCACGUACAGUUACACAUUUCAAAAGACUUAUACCUGCACUUAUUUGCACACAGAUCAUCAAUAUGCUUUUUUGAUUAAAAUGUCAUCAUGUCCUAUGAUUAUACAUCAUUACUCUGCACAUGAAGACAGUUAACAAUUUAUGGAUGACUGGAAAAAUAGACACUGUAUUUACCUGUACUGUACUGUCUGUAAGCUAAUGAUUUACAUUUUUUGCUAGAAGGCCUUUAAAUUGAAGUGUUUAAGCAUAUGCAAUACAUAAAUAAUCAAACAAUAAUUUAUAAUAGUUACAAAUAAAAAAAAGACAAUGAGGAUUUCAAUAAUACACAGACUAUUUUCUUUUUAUAUUACUAUUAUAACUUAUUUUAGAGAUGGAUUGUGUUGUAAAACAAUGUUUUAUUUGUUUUGAUUCUUUGUGUCAUAAUUAUCAACAGGCUGUGCCAUAUUAUAUUGCUAUAUAAGUCAUUCACUGCU
Molecule: messenger RNA, 3696 nt
Organism: Labeo rohita (rohu)
Lineage: Eukaryota; Metazoa; Chordata; Actinopteri; Cypriniformes; Cyprinidae
Gene: tspearb
Product: thrombospondin-type laminin G domain and EAR repeats b
Exons: 17
Coding region: 989-2989 (666 amino acids)
Biological process (GO): signal transduction
Source: RefSeq, a predicted model, not a curated record